This is a messenger RNA of Thrips palmi, 2235 nucleotides long. RefSeq names its product protein PTCD3 homolog, mitochondrial. Lineage: Eukaryota; Metazoa; Arthropoda; Insecta; Thysanoptera; Thripidae. Gene Ontology annotation, cellular component: mitochondrion. Bases 120 to 2219 code for a protein of 699 amino acids. Gene Ontology annotation, biological process: mitochondrial translation. The record is from RefSeq and is a predicted model, not a curated record. Gene Ontology annotation, molecular function: rRNA binding; protein binding; ribosomal small subunit binding. The transcript is spliced from 12 exons.
UCGAGCAUCGCAUCGAGCUUGAAAAGCAUGGUGGAACUUGCAGCAGUAGACACUAUGAUAGACCUGUUUUAUUGAAAUUUAUUGAUAUUAGAACCUUACCGCUUUGGUCUUCUAUCAUAAUGAAUUCCAUUACUUGUGCGUCGAAGACUUACAGGUCAUCAAACUUGCAGUAUUUUCAGCUGUGGUGGUCCAAGUAUUCAUCCACUGCUGCUCCAUCAAAAGAAACCAUUAAAAUCCCAAACAGAAAACAUCGAGGCCCAACUGAUAUUUUAAAAGCCCUUGAGACAACGGUUUCAUAUGACUUCACAGGCCCGGCCUACAAGUUUUUUGAUGAUCCUUUUCUUGCACCAUACAAUGACAGACAGGCUAGAAUGUAUUCACUAGCUAAAAGUGCUGGUCAAAAGGCAGGAACGUGGGUCAGAGAUCAGCAUCCAGAGCUUUUCACUCAAGUCAUUUCGGACCCUCCUGUGAUGUCAUACAUGCCUUCUCCACCAAUUAAUGGAGACAAUGCAAAUGAAGAAAUGCUUCUCCAAAAAAUACAUGAUUCAAAAGUUUCAGAUGCUAUUAAGGUGUAUGAGCUCAUGCAAGAGAAGAAAAUGGAUAUAAGGCAGGAAACUCAGCUUGCUUUGCUGGAAUUGCUUUGCUUCUAUAACUGUGAAGAUGACACACCCAUGGAAAAUUCUGCUGAACGUUAUUAUGGACACACCUCACGUCAAGGAGACCCAACAAUCAACCACUGGAAAAACCACCCCCUUGUGGAUAGCUUAUUUUCUUCACUGAAGUCUUUGGGAUCUGCACCAUAUUGCGCAUUAAUUUGUGGCCUAUACAUGUAUGGUGCCAAAGUCGAAGGAGAUAAACUUGUAGAAGAAGCUAAGGAAAAGAAAAUUAAGUUAGACAUUAAUGCAUAUAACUUUAUAAUCAAGAGAACUAUUUCUAUUUAUGAUAAAGUUGAUGUAAAGUGGCAGCUGGUCCAGAAUAUUUUGAAAGAAAUAAAUGCAGCUGGAUUAAAGCCAAACCUAGGAACUCUUUGUUAUUCUAUUGAUGCGGUGAGUCGCAUGGGAAUGCCUCAAAGGUAUCAAAUAUUGCUUCAACUGGUGGCUGAGUUCAAAAAGGCAGGUGUUACUCCCUCUAUUGGAGUGUAUGGAAUGAUUGCUCGUGGUCUUGUGGGGCGGACUAGACCAGAUGCUAACUUGGCAGUAUUUCUGCCAUCAAUCCUGGAGUCCUUAAAAGGAAAAGAAUUAGUGGCAGAACAUCCAUCUGAUUUACUGUUCUUUGAUUGGAUUCUAAAGUGCUGUGCAGUAAUGGAAGACUUGCCAAGUGCAAUCAAUGGUUUGGAAUUGUUUUUACAUUCCAGAAAUAGAGAGCUCCUUGAUGGUUAUAGGUCAACAAGUUUCUUCAACAAUUUCUUCCAUGUUCUAAGCAAAAAGGCAGACUUUCCAACUUUGAUAAAAUACUAUAAUUUAUUAGUUCCACAUGCACACACUCCAAGUCCUUUAUUCUAUCAGGUCCUUUUUGAUGCUUGUGAUGUACAUGCUGAGAUCAAAAGUUUCCCUACUUAUUGGAACCAUUACAUGUCAUCAGGGUCAUUUAAUGAAGAAACUCUUUUGAAAAUGCUGGAAGUGGCUGUGAACUUAACUGGUUUGCCUGACCCUGAAGCUAUUGAAAUGAGAAAAGUUGUCUCAGAAUCAGCAGUUAAUCUUUUUCUUUUCAAAAUGGAAAAGGAGAAAGAUAAUGUUUUUGUGUCAAUCCCUCUUACACAUGAGAUGUGUGAUUAUCUUCUGCAUCUAUUUGCGAGGGGAUGCCAAUGGCGUACCAUCCAAACAUGCCUGAAGUUUAUGCAUGAAAAAGACUUCAUUCCAGAUGAGAAAGCAGUGUCAGAAAUUUUGGACAGUUGUUAUGACCAUGCAAAUCCAAACAUGGCAGUUUGGGUGCUUAAAUUCUGCAAUAAAUCAUUUAGCGGCAUGGAGUCAUUUGGAAGAAAGUUGGAACUGCGUGAAGUAGCCUCCAAGAUAAUGAAAGCAGAUUUCCUGAACGAUGAUCUUAAAAAAGAACUCCAAAGCGAGUUUGAGGAUAGCAGCAGCAGUAGUGACAGCAGCACCAGUGACAGUGAAUCGAGUGAUUCUGAUGAUUUCAGUGAUUCAGAGCAGGACAUAUCUGUUCCAAGGAAACCUAAGCCUGAUGUUGUCAAGCCGGAUAUUAAAAAAAUAGUCGAAAAAUAAAGGUAAUUCGUUUUUA